This is a messenger RNA of Salpingoeca rosetta, 593 nucleotides long. RefSeq lists its product as uncharacterized. The record is from RefSeq and is a predicted model, not a curated record. The transcript is spliced from 3 exons. NCBI's taxonomy places the organism in Eukaryota, Choanoflagellata, Craspedida, Salpingoecidae. The coding region runs from base 17 to 289 and encodes 90 amino acids. Gene Ontology annotation, molecular function: glutaminyl-tRNA synthase (glutamine-hydrolyzing) activity. Gene Ontology annotation, biological process: mitochondrial translation; glutaminyl-tRNAGln biosynthesis via transamidation.
GCAGAUUUUGGGGCGAAUGCUUGAUGGGGACAGACGCUCGCCGACAGAGCUGAUGGAAGCACUUGAUCUUCGCCAGGAGUCGGAUGCUGCUGUGCUGCAGGCGUUGGUGGUCGAUGUCGUGGCAAACAACCCAAAGCAGCGGAACAAGUUUUUGAAAGGCCAAACGGGCGUGCUUGGCUUCUUUGUAGGACAGGUGAUGGGCAAGACAAAAGGAAAGGCCAAUCCACAGAAAGUCAAACAGGCUGUGGAGCAGGAGCUUGCAAAGUUCUCGCACCAGGCGAGCUGCUGAUCGUGAACUCGACAGCACCCUGCCGCACCUGACAUUCAUUUCAUGCCUCCGUGAUCACAACACCUGCUUGUCGCACUACUGUAAGCAAGCAAGGCAAUCAGCCCUGCAACUACAGUAUCGUCUCUGCUGAAAAUUUGUACACAUCUCGACAGCAUUUCUGUGCGCCCCAUUUCGCGGGAAAACCACUUUCAACCACUGCCAGCAAGAAGCAAGAGAAGAAGAGAGCAUUGAAGGUGUGCUGUGGUUGGUCAGUUUGUGUGUGUGCGGCUGUUGGCCUAUUGCGUUGGUACCGAUAUCAAAAGCC